Oncorhynchus kisutch (coho salmon) is the source of this 1525-nucleotide messenger RNA. Its product is annotated as adhesion G protein-coupled receptor B1-like. Lineage: Eukaryota; Metazoa; Chordata; Actinopteri; Salmoniformes; Salmonidae. Gene Ontology annotation, biological process: negative regulation of angiogenesis. The coding region runs from base 94 to 1491 and encodes 465 amino acids. The transcript is spliced from 10 exons. Gene Ontology annotation, molecular function: G protein-coupled receptor activity. Gene Ontology annotation, cellular component: membrane. The record is from RefSeq and is a predicted model, not a curated record.
UGGAGUGUGUGGGCAGAGUGGAAGGAGUGCAGCAGUGACUGUGGUGGUGGCGUUCAGACCCGGAGCCGUACCUGUCAAUCUCCCCCAGAGGAGAUGUGUGAGGGAGUAGUGGAGGAGGGAAGGCCCUGUAACCCUCAGCCCUGCAGUGGCAAAGGCCGUCAUCUCUCUCGCAGCCAAUCACUUCGCUCCGUGGACAGCCGCAAGCGCGAUGGCGGCGGUGGCGAGGUAGACAAGACGCGGGGCGGUGGCGGCGGACAGCAGGCCCCACAGACAGUGGACCAGGCUGCGUCAGGUGAGGAGUGGUCGUCGUGGAGUGUGUGUUCGGCCACGUGCGGUGAGGGCUGGCAGAGCCGCACGCGUUUCUGUGUCUCCUCCUCCUACAGCACCCAGUGCAGCGGCACACUCCGAGAGCAGAGGCCCUGCAACAACUCUGCCGUCUGUCCAGCCGCUCUGAUUGCAGUGCACGGGACUUGGGACGAGUGGUCGCCAUGGAGCUUGUGUUCGUCAACCUGCGGCCGUGGUUACCGGGAUCGCACGCGAAGCUGCAAGCCCCCUCAGUUUGGGGGAGACCCCUGUAUGGGGCCGGAGAAACAGACCAAGUUCUGCAACAUCGCUGUCUGCCCAGUUGAUGGAGUGUGGAAUGAGUGGGCUAAUUGGGGUUCAUGCUCUGCGUCCUGCUCCAACGGGACCAUGCAGCGCAUCAGGGAGUGUAACGGACCUUCGUACGGAGGAUCAGAGUGUCGCGGGGAGUGGAUAGAGACCAGAGACUGCUUCCUACGGGAGUGCCCAGUGGAGGGGAAGUGGCAUCCUUGGACGUCGUGGGUGGGCUGCACCAAGACAUGUGGUGGGGGGAGCCAACAGAGACAGAGGAUUUGCUAUGGGCCCUUCUUUGGGGGUGAAAAUUGUCCUGGAGAUCGGGAGGAGGUGCGACGCUGCAAUGAGAAGCGGUGUCCAGAGCCUCAUGAGAUCUGUGCAGAAGAGAACUUCUCCAACGUAGUGUGGAAAAUGACUCCAGCAGGGGACACAGCGGCCGUACGCUGCCCUCCCAAUGCCAAUGGGCUGAUCCUGAGGCGGUGCACCCUGGAUGAUGAGGGAAUAGCCUACUGGGAGAACCCCACUUAUAUGAAGUGUAUCUCCAAUGACUACCGCAGCAUCCAAACACUGACUCGGGAACACCUGUCCAAGGCCCAGCGGGGGCUUGUGGGGGAUGGAGUUUCAGAGGUGAUGACCAAGCUCAGGGUGACGUCCAGUGAUGGGACCAGCUACAGUGGAGACUUGCUGGCCAUAGUGGACGUACUGAAGAACAUGACAGAGAUCUUCAGAAGGGCCUACAACAGCCCCAGCAAUGCAGACAUGAGAAACUUUGUCCAGUCAGUCAGUAACCUGCUGAUGGAGGAGAACAGAGAGAGAUGGGAAGAAGCACAACUGGUGAGUUGGUCUCUUUCUCUUCUUCUCACAGACUCACUGGCGCUUCUUUAUGCACACACAUGAGCUAGCAUGCAUGGUCACAGUUUGUGCUCCUUCU